GGAAGUGCUACCUAUUAAGUAACCAUAAAUUUUCUUUCUCAACAUGCUUAAGAUAAAUCACGACUUUAAAUUGACCUAAUAUUAAAUUAUAUAAAUAUUUAAAACAUAUACCAUGAGCAAGAAUCAAUAAUCUUUCCGGAAAUUCCACUGGCUGCUUUAUAAAUAACCUAUAAAAACCAAACUAAUCCUAAAAUGAAUACAGUUGAUAAUAAUCAAAUAACUGUUUCCAAACUCAAUGUUGACGGGGAAAACUUGUACAUCCAAAUUUUUUGGGAAAAUACUAAAGAGUGUUUGUUCAAUAUGAAGUUGUAUGAAAGACACAACAGUUGGUCUGGGCAUUUUACCUCCGACUACGCAAGUAUAUUAGAAGAGCCGGAAGAAGAAUACAAUAGUAAUGUAAAAAAUGGACUCUUAGGCAAUAGUAAUAAUUUUAUAUUUAAGUUUGUUCAUUUGCCUGGAGCUUGUUCUGCUCAAUUCAAUUGGAAAAAAGUUUUCGAUGAUGGAACAGAGAUGCCUUAUGGUUCUGUUAAACUGCAGCUUGAAGAUGAAUCCAAAGACAGUUUAGUGGAUUAUUUGAUAAAUGAAAAUAAAGAACUCAAAAGUCUUGUUGAAUUAAAUAUCAGAAAGAAUGCUGAUCUUAGUAAUAAAGUUGAGAAAUGUCAAAGCGAAUUAGAGCAAUUUGUCAAUGAGAAAAUAUCUUUAGAAAGCAAUUUAUAUGGAAAGUUUGUACAAUUACUAAAUGAAAAAAAGGAGCGAAUAAGACUGCUAGAGGAAAGUAUUCAGAAUAUGAAUUAAAAUAAUGAAAGCCAUA
Molecule: messenger RNA, 811 nt
Organism: Chilo suppressalis (striped riceborer)
Lineage: Eukaryota; Metazoa; Arthropoda; Insecta; Lepidoptera; Crambidae
Source: the annotation of a GenBank genome assembly